Molecule: messenger RNA, 1567 nt
Organism: Hippocampus comes (tiger tail seahorse)
Lineage: Eukaryota; Metazoa; Chordata; Actinopteri; Syngnathiformes; Syngnathidae
Gene: popdc1
Product: popeye domain cAMP effector 1
Exons: 8
Coding region: 166-1269 (367 amino acids)
Biological process (GO): regulation of membrane potential; skeletal muscle tissue development; heart development
Cellular component (GO): sarcolemma
Molecular function (GO): cAMP binding
Source: RefSeq, a predicted model, not a curated record
CCACCCCCUACCACACUCCCAUCAGAGUGUUCUGCAAAUGCUCUGCAGCUCGCGCUUCGUUUGACGUCGUCUUUCAAAGAAGUCUAUCUUCCAUCGUUGCUCCUCACAAAUAACCAGUCGCUGAAUCGGAUUUUGCUCUCUACUCCAAGGUGACCGUGCAGCAGGAUGUCCUUGACCCCUGGGCCGUCCUCUCCCCUCCUCUUUACAACACCACCCCCAUUCCACUCAGCCACCCCUAUAUUCUCAUCUGUGGAGCCCAAUGCUACUGCUUGCCAGGAGUGGGAGCAGGCCCACCAUCUUCUCUUCCACCUGGGCAACAUGUCUCUGCUGAUGGGCCUGGUCAUCCCCACCACGCUUGGUCUGCACAUGAUCCUGCUUCGCUUUCUUCUCGUGACAGGAUGUGGCUUCUUCAUUGCUUGGGCAACUUUGUACAGGUGUAACAUGGACGUGAUGGUUUGGAAUGUGGUUUUCCUGGUGGUCAACAUCAUGCACUUGUUGUUUCUCUUGUACAAACGUAGGCCGAUUAAGAUCGACAGGGAGUUGAGGUCCUUGUAUAAGCGGAUGUUUGAACCCCUACAUGUCAAUGAGGCUCUGUUUCAGCGACUCACGGGUCAGUUCUGCACCAUACAGGCUCUGAAGAAAGGGCAGGCCUAUGCUGCAGAGGACAAGACCUCUGUGGACGAACGACUCAGCAUUCUUCUCAGAGGGAAGAUGAAAGUGUCCUAUCGAGGGCAUUUUCUUCACAACAUCUACACCAAUGCAUUUAUUGAUUCCCCAGAGUUUCGGUCCACUUUAAUGCACAGAGGAGAGAAGUUCCAGGUAACCAUUGUGGCAGAGGACGACUGUAAAUUUCUGUGUUGGUCUCGGGAGAGACUCACCUACUUCCUGGAAUCAGAUACAUUCCUUAAUGAGGUGUUUAGGUACCUCAUUGGUAAAGACAUUACCAACAAGCUCUACUCUCUCAAUGACCCUACACUCAGUGACAAGGCAGUGAAGAAGAUGGACCGCCAGCCCAGUCUCUGUUCCCAGCUAUCUAUGAUGCAAAUGCGGAACAGCAUGGCCAGCACCAGUGACAGUGACGAUGUCCUUAAUCAGAUCCUAAGAGGAGGAUCUACUGGAUCCUCCCUCCAAAAAUCACCAGUUGCCAAGGACUCUGCAAAAAUGAAGCCGAUUGAGGAAGGUAUGGAGGAUGAUGUUUUUGCUGAUUCUCCUCCCAACAAGCCCAACAAGCCCUGCCGUCCUUCUAGCACAUCCACUGAGGAAGUGUAACCUGGGGGAAACAAACACACACACACACACACACACACACACACACACACACACACACACACACACACACACCAGCAAGAAAAAGAGACAACAUCCAAGACAAAUUACAUGAUCGAUGCCAAGAAUAAAAGAUGAAAGAAAUAAUUUAGACAAUUAAUGUUUGUUGUAAGAUAGUAUAUUGAAAUGUAUUUUGUUUUACAUAUCGGAUGUCAUCACUCUUUAUAUUGUGGGCAUUUUUCAAUGACUAGCAAUAUUUUGGUCUGUGCAGUGCCUGUUAAUUAAAGUUUGUUCAAUUCUA